AUGGCUAACCGUACCGUUAUUGUGGACAAUAAUACCUGGAACAACACACAUAUUGCAACUGUUGGUACUGCCAUGUCGUCUCCUGAAAAGGCAGCUUGGGAAAUUUUUCAGUCUUUGGAUGUAAAAUAUGUUCUUGUUGUCUUUGGAGGUGUUGUUGGCUAUCCUAGUGAUGAUAUUAAUAAGUUCCUAUGGAUGGUUCGCAUAGGAGGGGGUGUAUUCCCUCACAUAAAGGAGCCUGAUUAUCUGAGAGAUGGUCAGUACCGGAUUGAUUCUCAGGCGACUCCGACCAUGCUAAACUGCCUCAUGUACAAACUAUCCUAUUACAGAUUUGUGGAGACAGAUGGUAAAGGCUUUGAUAGAGUCAGGGGAACUGAAAUUGGAAAGAAACAUUUUAAAUUGACCCAUUUUGAGGAGUAUAUUGUGGAGGAGAUUGCUUUGAGUUAA
Ilex paraguariensis (yerba mate) is the source of this 444-nucleotide messenger RNA. The record is from the annotation of a GenBank genome assembly. Lineage: Eukaryota; Viridiplantae; Streptophyta; Magnoliopsida; Aquifoliales; Aquifoliaceae.